AUGGCGGCCCCUCCGGGCCUCCCUCCACCCAACGGCAACCCAGCAGUACCAACUCAAACAAACAUUGAUAGACAACGAACUGUGCGCUUCUCGGUAGACACCGCAGACUCUGCUCUCGCAGACAAACAGCAGCAGCAGCAGCAGCAACAGCCGCUGCAGCAGCAGCUUCAAGGCUUUCGUUCCCGUGCUGGGAUACCUGCAGCAGCAACAGCUGUACCGCAGCCUCGUGCAGCUUCUGUAAUGCUGCGUCAGACUCUCCCUGCUGCUGCUCCUGCUUCUCAUCAAUUCCGAAGCGAGAUUCUGCCGCAUGAAGCAGCAGGAGCAGCAGCAGCUGCUGCAGCUCCUGCUGCUGCUAGGGUAGACAGCAGCGCCACCCGCAGUGCCUUCGUCUCACCGCUGGAAAACAGACAGCUUAGCAGAUCCGCUCCUCUGCAGCAUCUGCAGCAGCAGCAGCAGCAGCAGCAAGUGCUGCUACCUCGUGCUGCGUCUUCCUACAUGGCGGACAUUAACAGCAGCAUUCGCGCAUCACCUCCUCUUCAACCGCAGCAACCGCAGCAGCAGCAGCAGCAGCAACAGCAGCAGCAGCAGCAGCAGAGUCGUGGCCGCCGUGUAUUUGAAAUAGAAGGAACCCCUUCUUCUCUUAGAAGAAUAUCAGCUAUGAAUUUAAAGCAGCCAAGCACUGCUCUUCAUAAGCUAGCUAAUGUAGCUUUCAUCGCACCCUCACAAAGACGCAGCGGCAGCUGCCCUAUACUUUCUCGCCUUGGUGUAAGAGCUCAUCCGCAGCAGCUCGCACUAUAUGGAUUGGUGCAGCAACCUGCUGCUGCUGCUGCUGCUGCUGCUGCUGGUGCUGCUGGUAGUGGUGCUCCUGCUGCUGUAGAUGCUACGCAAUCAGGAGGAGGUCUUAGAUACCUGCAGCAGCAGCAGCAGAUGCAGCAGCAGCAGCAGAUGCAGAUGCAGCAGCGAAUGCAGCAGCAGCAGCAGCGGCAGUUCUGCUUCCCAGCUUCGUGCUGCUUCGUCCCCCAGAGCAGCUGCAGCAGCCGCUGCAGCGAUCUUCUCAGCAGCAGCAGCAGCAGCAGCAGCAGCCCCAUGGAUAAUAAAGGCUGGCUGCAGCAGCAAAAUGUCCCCUCUGAUUAUUUUAAACUUCAAGAAGAAGUGCAGUGGCUUAGAGAGCAAAACGCAAAUUUAUUAAAAGAAAGAAACGAGCUGCUGGUAGAGACGGAUGCACAGCGAAGAGAGUUAGAAGCUGUAUCGCGAUUGGUAGGGCAGCAGCAAGGAGCUGCUGCUGUUAUUAACUCAAAAGACAGCAGCAGCAAAGAGCAGGCAGAGCAGCUGCAAGCACUUGAAGAUGAAAAUCAAGAGCUUAGACAGCAGCUCGCUGAUCUAAGCGCAGCUCUAUGCACUCCCUCAGCAACCAAGGAGUAA
Messenger RNA from Eimeria acervulina, 1422 nucleotides. RefSeq lists its product as hypothetical. Bases 1 to 1422 code for a protein of 473 amino acids. The record is from RefSeq and is a predicted model, not a curated record. The transcript is spliced from 2 exons. Lineage: Eukaryota; Apicomplexa; Conoidasida; Eucoccidiorida; Eimeriidae.